ACUAAAAUAAACAUGAGAGGAAAUUUGGUACUUUUUUCACUUAAAAUUUAAAAGAAAAAAAAGUAGUAGCUCAAAUGGGGUUUAGGGUUUUACAAAUUACAAGUGUAAUAAUAAUCCAACAAAAAAAAAAUGAACCUGCAAUCUGUUUGUCCUUUGCUUCAGCAUCAACCUUCAAUUCCCAAAAUUUCUCAAUUCCAUUAUCCCACUAUUUCUGUGGUGUGGAAGAACAAUGGUAGAAGCAAUGUUAGAUUGGAUAAAACAACUCCUUUUGUUCAGAGUGGUUCGAAAUUUAUUCCGUCACUGAAGAGGGGAUUCAUAGUGUAUGCCUCUAAUUCCAGUCCUCCAGGAAAGUUGAAUUAUGAUGGCAGGGAAAGUAGGGAUGUGAGGAUAAUUUCCAAUAAUGGGUCUGAACCGUUUCGGGGUAAAUCAGGUUCUGUUUCAUUCCAAGGGAUUACUCACCAAAUGGUUGAAGAAAGUAAAUUGGUGUCAGCCCCGUUUGAGGAAAAAAGAGGCUCCUUUCUUUGGGUUCUUGCUCCUAUUGCAUUGAUCUCUUCGUUGGUUCUUCCUCGGUUCUUCAUUGCGGUUGCCGUUGAUGACUUGAUCAAGAAUGCAACCUUUGCAGAAAUUGUUACAUCAUUUUUCUCUGAGGUCAUGUUUUAUAUUGGCCUUGCGACAUAUCUUCGGGUCACUGACAGUGUUCAGAAGCCAUAUCUACAAUUCAGUGCAAAGAGAUGGAGCCUCAUAACUGGGCUAAAGGGAUAUAUAACAUCUGCUUUCUUUGUAAUGGGGUUUAAAAUAUUUGCCCCACUCUUCGCUCUUUAUGUUACCUGGCCUUCACUUGGUUUACCGGGCUUGGUUGCAGUGGCACCUUUUCUGCUUGGCUGUUUGGUACAGUAUUUAUUCGAGCGAUUUCUGGACAGACACGGAUCAUCUUCUUGGCCCUUGGUGCCAAUUAUUUUUGAGGUUUAUAGGAUAUAUCAGUUGACGAGAGCCAUGCAUUUUGUGGAGAAGUUGAUGUUUUCCAUGAGCGGAGCUCCUGUUACCCCCGAGUUGUUUGACAGAAGUGGUGCAUUGGUUGCUUUGAUAGUGACUUUCCAAGUCUUAGGAGUAACUUGCUUGUGGUCCUUGCUUACAUUUCUUCAAAGGCUCUUUCCUUCCAGACCUGUUUCUGAAAACUACUAAUCUUUGUAGAUGAAGAUGUUGAUCUUUUUCCUCUUUUGUUUUAUAGGAACUUUGAUCUGCAUUACUUUAAAUUAUUUUGUGAAGUAUGUGAUCCCAAUUCUGAGCCAAUUAAUAGAGAAAUGCCUUGGCUUUCACUUAAUCAA
This is a messenger RNA of Capsicum annuum, 1325 nucleotides long. RefSeq lists its product as uncharacterized. Gene Ontology annotation, cellular component: chloroplast. The record is from RefSeq and is a predicted model, not a curated record. Bases 130 to 1182 code for a protein of 350 amino acids. The transcript has 5 exons. Lineage: Eukaryota; Viridiplantae; Streptophyta; Magnoliopsida; Solanales; Solanaceae.